GAGAGAGGUGUGCUGAGCGCGAGGCUCCGGUAGCCCCCCCUUCGGGAAAACAAAACAACCGGAGCCAGAAAUGCCCCACCGCCCAGCUGCUGACUGCCUUAACGGGCUCAUGUGAUGCAUGUCAUAUAUUUAUAUAACAUUUUUUUUAUCGUAAUCGAUUUCUGGCUGUUUUGACGUUAGUUUACUUGCUAAUUGGCUAGCCAUCGAUCGAUUAAUGGGUGUUGUGGCUGUGAGCGCUGGUUUAUAGUGUUUACUAUCUAGCUCAUCAUACUGAUAUUAAGGCUCUUACCCGCGGCUUUGGUGCCUCGGUGUUUCUUCAUUCAGCAAAAAACACGAAGAAGCUGGAGCAAAAUAAGAAUGGGUGCAUUCCUAGACAAGCCAAAGAUGGAGAAGCACAAUGCUCAUGGUGAGGGGAACGGCCUGCGCUAUGGACUCAGCAGCAUGCAGGGCUGGCGUGUGGAGAUGGAGGACGCACACACGGCUGUGACUGGGCUGCCUUACGGCCUCGGCCUGUGGUCUUUUUUUGCCGUCUAUGAUGGGCAUGCAGGCUCUCAGGUUGCUCGUUACUGCUGUGAGCAUCUGCUGGAUCACAUCACCAGCAACCCGGACUUCAGGAGAGGCUGCUCAGGAGGUGGGGAUUUAAUUAAUGCUGAUCCCUCCGUGGAGGGUGUGAAAGGUGGAAUCCGCACAGGCUUCCUGCAGAUCGAUGAGCACAUGCGGGCCAUGUCCGAACGCAAGCACGGGGCGGACCGCAGUGGUUCUACUGCGGUGGGUGUGAUGAUUUCUCCUCAUCACUUUUAUUUCAUCAAUUGUGGUGACUCCAGAGCCUUGCUGAGCCGCAAGGGUCACGUUCACUUUUUCACCCAGGACCACAAGCCGAGUAACCCCCUGGAAAAGGAGAGGAUCCAGAACGCAGGUGGUUCUGUUAUGAUCCAGAGGGUCAACGGCUCCCUCGCUGUCUCCCGUGCUCUCGGCGACUUCGACUAUAAGUGUGUGCAUGGGAAAGGCCCUACUGAGCAGCUGGUGUCUCCGGAGCCAGAAGUGUAUGAGAUCGAACGCUCUGAGAGUGAGGAUGAAUUUGUGGUGCUGGCCUGCGAUGGCAUUUGGGAUGUCAUGGCCAAUGAAGAACUGUGUGAUUUUGUGCGCUCACGCCUGGAAGUGACAGAGGACCUGGAGAGAGUGUGUAAUGAGAUCGUGGACACGUGUUUGUACAAGGGUAGUCGUGACAACAUGAGUGUGGUGCUUGUAUGUUUUCCUGGGGCCCCAAAAAUCAACCCAGAAGUGGUGAAGCGAGAGGCGGAGCUAGAUAAGUACCUGCAGAACAGAGAGGGUGGAGCAUGUAAAAAGGCGAAUAAAUAAAAUGUAGUCCAAAUACGAAGGGAGAGUUCUAGAAAGUGAGCAUUCUUACUUAAUUAGGUGAGUUUGUUAGAUGGCAGUUUACACUUACCAAUUAAGAAUACGUUACCGCUAACGUAAAGUUUCCAAUUAACGAAUCCCCAUAUUGGAGAGGAAAGACUCACUGGUACUGUAUUAGCAAAGUUUGGACUAAUAAGAAUCAAUUUUAACCAGAGAGAAAUACCACAGUGUGAAUUUAUUUGAGCUUAUAUUGCUAAUUAGUGGCCUUUAUUUAUUGCUUUAUUUAUAGCUCUUACACAAUUUAGAGGUAACCUGUAGCUUUACCAGAGGUUUUAUUUUAGUGCAUCCGAGAAUCCUCCAAACCAGUGCAUAUUACUUGGUAUAUUAUUAGCUGCUAAGUGAUGGUGAGUAAGUGCAAUUGUAGUUGAGGAAAAAGGAGUGAUGAAAACCCAACAUUUGGCUCUGCACUUUUUCAUUAAACGCUGCUAUUCUUAAAAGCAUCUUCUAUUUAUAAGAGAGAGACCAAAUUUGAGAUCUCAGUUAAAGUACAAUAUGUUCAUGUGUUCGAGCAGAAUUAAUACAAAGUGUAGUUUUGCAUUCUGUUUGUGACCGUGUGUUCUUGAGAUAGUUGUAUUCAUCCACUUAUACAAGCAUGUGUUUAAGUCUGGCAUCCGUUUCAUUUGCAUCUUUCUGAGAAGUCGAUCUAAAUGAGAGUGAAUGUCAUACCUCCACUGCUGAUUACCUGAAAUUGUAGCUGAGACUACUGUUCAUGGCCUGAUGGUGCAGUUUCGUGUCUGUAGUAGUGGCCACGAGCAUUUUAAUCUGCAUGAUUACUGUCAUGUAAUAUGGAACAUUGUUGCCUUAGGCCUAAUUUACAGUGACUACCUUGAUUAGAAUCGAUAGGUUAGAAUUUGGUAUCAACCCCAACUGCUUGGAAGAGUCAAAUUAAAUCCAAUGGACACAUGGUACUGAAAGCAUGCACUGUACCGAUAGCACGAUAAGUUGUGUACACCUCCUGCAUGUAAGCUACAUUAAGAAAAAACAGGGAUAGGUCUUAGAGUAAGGUUGGUCUGACAGAAGUCUUGUACUUUGUAUAGUAUAUAUUUGUAACCCCUGAGCAACAGCUUCCGUGUGAACUCAACAAGAUUGUGUCAAUGUUUUACAAUCCUCUCCGAGUUGUUUACUACUUGUUGCCUCAAACUGACACUAUGUCAAUCCUCUGGUUUGUCUAUAAAUAUUAAGAAAAAUCAUUUAGUUAGGGAAUUCUUGGUGCAUAGAGUGGUAUUCAGCCUGUUUGCACUUUUUGAGAUGUAGAUCCUUGUUGGUACAAAGAUUGCACAUUUAUAUUACAAUGGUACACUGCUUUUGUGUCUGUAAAACCAACAAGAUUUGGCUUUUUUUCCCC
This is a messenger RNA of Carassius carassius (crucian carp), 2761 nucleotides long. RefSeq names its product protein phosphatase 1A-like. The record is from RefSeq and is a predicted model, not a curated record. NCBI's taxonomy places the organism in Eukaryota, Metazoa, Chordata, Actinopteri, Cypriniformes, Cyprinidae. Gene Ontology annotation, molecular function: protein serine/threonine phosphatase activity; magnesium ion binding; manganese ion binding. The coding region runs from base 358 to 1359 and encodes 333 amino acids. Gene Ontology annotation, biological process: positive regulation of canonical NF-kappaB signal transduction; negative regulation of canonical NF-kappaB signal transduction; protein dephosphorylation. The transcript is spliced from 3 exons. Gene Ontology annotation, cellular component: nucleus; cytosol.